Molecule: messenger RNA, 1820 nt
Organism: Laetiporus sulphureus 93-53
Lineage: Eukaryota; Fungi; Basidiomycota; Agaricomycetes; Polyporales; Laetiporaceae
Product: cytochrome P450
Exons: 7
Coding region: 1-1677 (558 amino acids)
Biological process (GO): sterol metabolic process
Molecular function (GO): oxidoreductase activity, acting on paired donors, with incorporation or reduction of molecular oxygen; monooxygenase activity; iron ion binding
Source: RefSeq, a predicted model, not a curated record
AUGAUUCAUCCGUUGGGUCUUUUCGUCUUCUUAACGGCCUGGGUGCCCGAGCCACUUGCGAUUAAGCUCGCGCUGGCGGUGCCGUCUGCGGCAAUCCUCCUCUUUUUCUCUGCUCUCCUGACCCGCACGGAGGACAGCGGCGAUGUACCCGUUAGACUUUCAGUAUGCCCGCUAUUUUCAAUCGCUCCGUUCUUCCGCAGGCGUUUCGACUUUCUCAAGAGAGGCUUCGAGGUAACCGGCGAGUCAAUAUACCAAUUCAAGCUCCUAACAAAAACUAUCACUGUCGUCUCCGGUCCAAAGGCCAGACAUGACUUCUUCGCGGCGAAGGAACUCGACCUCAACGCGGGCUUUCAAGCCCUUUCUGCGACUAUCCCUCACAUACCAGGCCUGGCGUCGGAUUUGGGCAAGCGCAGGAUUGCACUGAUACAUCGCAGGCUGGCCGCGGCACAGAGCAGCGAACGGCUCGAACAACUCAUCCCUCAAAUUCUAGAUGAUGCCUGGAGAAUAAUGGAUUUGUGGGGACGACCAAGAAAGAUUGAUCCUUUUGUUGCAAUACCGCAGAUCACCUUUCAGACAAACCUCCGCUCUCUCACCUGCGCCGAGCUCGCAGACGAUGCACUACUUGGUGCGCGGCUCAAGCAGCUAUACGACACGCUCGACACUGCGACUACUCCGGCCAGCGUGUUGUUUCCGUGUUUUCCCACCCCGAACGCGGUAAGACGAGUGCUGGCAUCGAGAGCGAUUUAUAAGAUCGUCGGCCGGGCAAUUGACGGGAGGAUCAAGGGGGAAAGCAGGGGGAGCGACGAUACGUUGCAAAUGUUGGCGGAAUGUGGAGAUGAGAGGAUAGUGAUGAUUGGGUUUAUCAUGGGCCUGCUUGUCGCGGGUGCGCGAUCGACGGGGGCGACCGCGUCAUGGCUAGUCACCUUCCUGGCGGGGCAUCCCGAAUGGUUGGCGAAAGCAAGAACAGAACUCCUCAACCUCCUGCUCGAGCAUGGCGCCCCACUACCCUCCUCUUCUCUUCCGCAAUUUCCGUCACGGCCACCAACGACAUCUUCUACACCACUAUUCACUCCCGCGCAUUCCCCAUCUCCUUGCCCACCCAACGCGUCCGACUUGAUGUCCUCACACCCUCCCACCAACAUCGCCUCUCCCUGUUUCCUUUCCGCCUCUCUCGCCUCCCUCCCCCUGUCGGCCUGGGAAUCCCAUACGCCGAUCCUCGACGCCGCCAUCCGCGAGACACUCCGGCUCGCACAACCUCACGUCGCGCUUCGCCAGCACACCGGAGCGCACGAUAUUCACGUGGGCGGGCGGAGGGUGCGCCCGGGUGAGUACGUAGUGUAUCCGCUCGCAGAUGCCCAUCUGGUCGAGGGGACGGGCAGCUGGGAGCCGGGAAGGUGGAUGCGUGGAGGGAAGGGGGACGGAGGAAUGGAGUGGAUUGGCUGGGGCGCGGGUCGGACGCCUUGCCUCGGCCAGCGGCUCGCGCGACUACAGCUCAAGCUCGUCGCGGCGCUGUUCGUGCUUGGAUUCGAGCGUCUGCGCGUCGAAGAUGGAAGCGGGCGCAUGUUGGAGGGUGCGGAACUGCCUGAGCCGGAUUGGAAUGAUCUGCUAGGAUGUAAACCGAAGGGAAAGGCGUGUUGGCUGGGUUGUGAGAGGUCGGAGGAUGAUAGUCGGUGCUGAGCGCUGAUCUCCAGGCUAUAGUUCUGGCAUCAUUCAGGAUUGUAUUCGUUAGCUGUUACAUGGACGGACUAUGUUCGCCAUUCAAAAUCUCGCCUUACGUCUCCGCCUGACAUGCUGCACUCCAAUCUAAAUUUAUGAUGCGC